AUGGUGUUCCGGUACCUCGUGAUCGCGGCGGUCGCGUUGGCCGUGGCUGGGGCUAAUCCCGCCAACAAGCCAGCAUUCUGGAAGGGCACACCAAUGGACGGGAUGGUCGAGGAGAUGCGAUCUCUGUGCAGCUCGGAAAACGACUCGGUCGCCUGCACUAAGUACAAGAUCAUGAGCUUCCUUGAUACGGUGUUCAAGCGGGACAGCUUCCAGCUCUCCGAUGACAUCGAAGUGCGCAGCAAUGGUGCGCUGGUAAGUGAAUCUGGCCGAGCACCGGCUGGGCUUGUGGAGCAGAUCGAAGGAUACCUGCGCAGUCAUGAUGUCACGUUCCGGAUGCCAAUCGCCGGUGCUCGUGUCACCGUGUCGCCGCGUAAUCUGGAGCAGAACGAGCUGGGUGUGACGGUUAGCUUCCCGGAGAGCGGUCGUGGUAUUGAGGCACGUAAAUCGAAGCUGAAGAAGAUCGUCAUCCCGAUCAUGGUCUUCAUCCUGCUGAAGGCUAUGACUCUCAUCCCGAUGGCACUCGGUGUGCUGGGACUGAAGGCAUGGAACUCGCUCCAGCUGUCGUUCUUCUCGUUCGUCGUUUCGGUCGGACUCGCUAUCUUCCAGCUUUGCAAAAAGCUGGCUGCCGAUAGCCACCAUCCGCAUAUUGCCGCUCAUGGACCGUGGGAUGCUGGCCGAUCCUUCGAGCAGCCCUCAGUCGACGCCCAGGACAUCGCGUACGGUGCCUACGCCUAG
Anopheles nili is the source of this 735-nucleotide messenger RNA. RefSeq lists its product as uncharacterized. The transcript has 3 exons. Lineage: Eukaryota; Metazoa; Arthropoda; Insecta; Diptera; Culicidae. Bases 1 to 735 code for a protein of 244 amino acids. The record is from RefSeq and is a predicted model, not a curated record.